This is a messenger RNA of Acipenser ruthenus (sterlet), 5750 nucleotides long. RefSeq names its product DNA-directed RNA polymerase III subunit RPC1-like. Gene Ontology annotation, molecular function: DNA binding; DNA-directed RNA polymerase activity. Gene Ontology annotation, biological process: DNA-templated transcription. NCBI's taxonomy places the organism in Eukaryota, Metazoa, Chordata, Actinopteri, Acipenseriformes, Acipenseridae. The record is from RefSeq and is a predicted model, not a curated record.
CAGUAUUGUACGACAUGGAGAAAGCCAGUGGGGAGGGCUUUCGGCAUGUGAUACAUUGAUGCAAGAACAGCAAUAGAAAUUAAUGUCUGAAUAUAAAAGUAAUAGUGACGUUAAUGUUUUUUAAAUCAUAACGUGGUUGACAAAAAACUAAUCAUGGUGAAGGAACAAUUUAGAGAAACAGAUGUGGCUAAGAAAAUAAGCCACAUCUGUUUUGGAAUGAAAUCUGCUGAACAGAUGCGGCAGCAGGCGCACCUCCAGGUUGUCAGUAAGAACCUGUACAGUCAGGACCUCAGCCACACUCCUUUGCCCUAUGGCGUGCUGGAUCAUCGCAUGGGUACAAGUGAAAAGGAUCGUCCAUGCGAGACCUGUGGAAAGAAUCUUUCAGACUGCCUCGGACACUAUGGAUACAUUGAUCUAGAGCUUCCUUGUUUCCACAUUGGAUACUUUAAAGCUAUUAUAGGUGUCCUGCAGAUGAUUUGCAAAACAUGCUCCCACAUAAUGCUUUCUAAGGAUGAAAGAAAACAGUUCUGGGAUUUUUUGAAGAAACCAGGGCUGACCUAUCUUCAAAAACGGGGUCUAAAAAAGAAAAUCUCAGACAAAUGCAGGAAAAAAACCACCUGUUCUAAUUGUGGAGCUUUUAAUGGUCCAGUCAAAAAGUGUGGCUUGUUGAAGAUAAUCCAUGAAAAGUACAAGACGAAUAAGAAAGUGGUUGAUACAGUUGUGACUGAUUUUCUUCAGUCAUUUGAUAUAGCAAUAGAGCACAACAAAGAAGUGGAAUCGUUGCUGGGGAGAGCUCAGGAAAACCUUAAUCCGUUGGUGGCACUGAACAUGUUUAGAAGGAUCCCCUCUGAAGAUGUUCCUUUGCUUUUGAUGAACUUGGAGUCAGGGAAGCCUGCAGAUCUAAUUCUGACACGACUGCUGGUCCCACCUUUGUGCAUCAGGCCAUCCGUGGUCAGUGAUCUUAAGUCUGGAACCAAUGAGGAUGACCUAACUAUGAAACUGACUGAAAUCAUCUUUCUCAAUGAUGUCAUCAAAAAGCACCGAAUGUCUGGAGCAAAAACUCAAAUGAUAAUGGAGGAUUGGGACUUUCUGCAGUUGCAAUGUGCACUGUACAUCAAUAGUGAGCUAUCAGGAAUUCCACUCAAUAUGGCUCCCAAGAAAUGGACCAGAGGCUUUGUGCAGAGGCUCAAGGGAAAACAAGGACGUUUCAGAGGAAACCUGUCUGGAAAAAGAGUUGAUUUCUCUGGCAGAACAGUUAUCUCUCCAGACCCAAAUCUGCGAAUCGAUGAAGUAGCUGUGCCUAUCCAUGUGGCCAAGAUACUGACCUACCCUGAAAAGGUGAAUAAAGCAAAUAUAGACUUUAUGCGAAAACUUGUUCGAAGUGGACCUGAGGUCCAUCCUGGAGCAAACUUUAUUGAGCAGCGACAUACAAACAUGAAAAGAUUUUUGAAGUAUGGCAACCGUGAGAAGAUGGCCCAGGAACUGAAGUUUGGGGACACUGUGGAGAGGCAUAUGAUAGAUGGGGAUAUUGUGCUAUUCAACAGACAGCCGUCUCUGCACAAGCUCAGCAUUAUGGCUCACAUUGCCAAAGUAAAACCACACAGAACGUUCCGAUUUAAUGAAUGUGUCUGCACACCGUAUAAUGCUGAUUUUGAUGGUGAUGAAAUGAACCUUCAUCUGCCUCAGACAGAGGAGGCCAAAGCCGAGGCUCUUGUUCUCAUGGGGACGAAAGCCAACAUGGUAACUCCCAGAAAUGGAGAACCACUAAUUGCUGCUAUCCAGGACUUUCUGACAGGUGCCUAUCUCCUUACACUGAAAGACACUUUCUUUGACCGAUCAAAGGUUUGUCAGAUAGCUGCGUCCGUUCUUGUAGGGAAAGACGAAAAGAUAAGGGUUCACCUUCCACCUCCUGCAAUCUUAAAGCCCAUAACCCUUUGGACUGGUAAACAGAUCUUCGGCCUGAUUCUAAAACCCAGUAAGACAUGUCCUGUUAAAGCCAACCUUCGCACCAAAGGCAAGCAGUAUUGUGGCAGUGGAGAGGACCUCUGUCGGAAUGACUCUUUUGUUGUGAUUCAGAACAGCGAGCUGGUCUGUGGCAGCAUGGACAAGGGAACCCUGGGUUCUGGGUCCAAGAAUAACAUCUUCUACAUCCUGCUGAGAGACUGGGGCCAAAUGGAGGCUGCAAACGCCAUGUCCCGUCUGGCCAGACUUGCUCCAGUCUAUCUCUCAAACCGUGGCUUUUCGAUUGGGAUUGGUGAUGUGACCCCUGGCCGGGGGCUGCUGAAAGCCAAACAUGACUUGCUAGAAGCUGGAUAUAAGAAAUGUGAUGAGUACAUUGAGGCUCUCAACACUGGCAAAUUGCAGCAACAGCCUGGGUGUACAGCGGAGGAAACACUAGAGGCUCUUAUUCUGAAGGAGCUGUCUGUUAUCAGAGACCAUGCUGGCAGCGCCUGUCUUAGGGAACUGGACAAGAGUAACAGCCCGCUGAUCAUGGCGCUGUGUGGUUCAAAAGGGUCAUUCAUUAACAUAUCACAGAUGAUUGCCUGUGUAGGACAGCAAGCCAUCAGUGGGUCUCGAGUCCCUGAUGGCUUUGAGAACAGAUCCUUGCCACAUUUUGAAAAGCACUCAAAGCUCCCAGCAGCAAAAGGCUUUGUUGCAGACAGUUUCUAUUCUGGUUUGACUCCCACUGAGUUCUUUUUCCACACUAUGGCUGGUCGUGAGGGUCUGGUGGACACUGCUGUCAAAACAGCUGAAACAGGAUAUAUGCAGAGGCGACUUGUGAAGUCACUUGAAGACUUGUGCUCUCAAUAUGACCUCACGGUCCGGAGCGCCACUGGUGACAUCAUACAGUUUAUCUAUGGGGGUGAUGGAUUAGAUCCUGCAGCAAUGGAAGGGAAAGAUGAGCCUUUGGAAUUCAAGAGAGUGCUGGAUAAUAUCAGAGCUGUUUAUUCCUGCCACGAUCAACCAGCCCUCAGCAAGAAUGAACUGGUUUUGAAUUCAGAAUCUAUCAUGAAGAGGAGUGAAUUCUUGUGCUGCCAAGAUAGCUACCUGCAGGAAAUCAAAAAAUUCAUCAAGAGUGUUUCAGAAAAGAUAAAAAAGACAAGAGACAAAUAUGGCAUAAAUGACAAUGGAACAACUGAGCCAAAGGUUCUGUAUCAGCUGGACAGGAUCACACCAACCCAGCUGGAGAAGUUCUUGGACACUUGCAGAGACAAGUACAUGAGAGCCCAGAUGGAGCCUGGGUCUGCUGUUGGUGCUUUGUGUGCACAGAGUAUUGGAGAACCUGGCACGCAAAUGACCCUAAAGACCUUCCACUUUGCCGGUGUAGCUUCUAUGAACAUCACUCUUGGUGUACCCAGAAUCAAGGAAAUCAUUAAUGCAUCCAAAAAUAUCAGUACCCCAAUUAUCACAGCACACCUGGAUAUGGAUGAUGAUGCUGACUUUGCACGCCUUGUAAAAGGAAGAAUUGAGAAAACCCUUCUAGGAGAGAUUUCAGAAUACAUUGAAGAAGUCUUCCUUCCAGACGACUGUUUUAUUCUGGUGAAGUUGUCGUUGGAAAGAAUAAGACUUCUGAGGUUGGAGGUUAAUGCAGAAACUGUCAGAUACUCUAUCUGCAUGUCAAAGCUACGGGUAAAGCCUGGAGACAUUGCAGUCCACGGAGAGGCAGUUGUCUGUGUCUCACCUCGGGAGAACAGCAAGAGUUCCAUGUAUUAUGUUUUGCAGACCUUGAAAGAACUACUACCAAAGAUUGUGGUGCAAGGUAUUCCAGAAGUUUCAAGGGCAGUCAUUCACAUUGAUGAAAAGAGUGGAAAGGAGAAGUAUAAGCUUUUGGUAGAGGGAGAUAACCUACGAAGUGUUAUGGCAACUCAUGGAGUCAAUGGAUCAAGAACGACUUCCAACAAUACAUUUGAGGUGGAGAAAACUCUGGGUAUUGAAGCUGCUAGGUCAACUAUCAUCAAUGAGAUUCAGUACACAAUGGUAAACCAUGGAAUGAGUAUCGAUAGAAGACAUGUUAUGCUGCUUGCAGACCUCAUGUCCUAUAAGGGUGAAAUUUUAGGAAUCACAAGAUUUGGUCUGGCAAAAAUGAAGGAGAGUGUUUUGAUGCUGGCUUCUUUUGAGAAAACUGCUGAUCAUCUGUUUGAUGCUGCAUACUUUGGACAAAAGGACUCUGUUUGUGGUGUUUCAGAGUGCAUUAUAAUGGGGAUACCAAUGAACAUUGGAACAGGGCUUUUCAAACUUUUACACAAAGCUGACAAGGAUCCAAACCCUCCAAAGAGACCUCUGCUUUUUGAGAACAGUGAUUUCCACAUCCCUAUCACCACGUAGCAGUACCGGAAAAGACAGUCAUGAAUUAUUUUGUUUGUUUUAUUUAGCUUAUUAAUUUACUAAAGCGGGUAGAAUGAGUCAUGUCUAUAUACUUGAACCCCCCAAAAACAAAACAAAAAAAAAAACAACCUAUGUGGUUGAAAGAAUUACUUUACAGAAGACUUUUUGUUGCCAAUUCCUGUUUGAAGGGUAGCAGAAAUCCAUACCCUUAUGUACAUGGAUCAUAUAGAAGACAGUGACUGCACAUCAAAAAGUAUAUUUCAGUUUUGUCACUUUUUGUAACUACAGUAUAGUAACGCCGUGCUUAAGUACAUUUUGAUAAUAUGGUUUUGUGAAACCAUGGGAUCUUCAGUAACAAAAACGAAUUGUUAACACAUCCUUGGGGGAAUAGGAUAAAUGUGUUCAAUAAAGUUACUUUAUUUAUAGAUAGAUCGAUAGAUGUAACUACACACUUUAUAAGUGCUGAGGUGAUAAACACAUCCCCUUUAUUCUCGUUUGAUAAGGCACUUAUAUAUUUGAGCCCACUUUGCUCUUGCACUUCCACUGUAACUUUUUAUCCAACCACUAGAAUGUCAUUGUUUUGACUGCGUAUCUUGACAAACCUUAACCUAAAAGUAAAUCCAUGGAGACUACCUGCUGUGAAUUGCCAGCAUGCAGACUGUUUUUAUAAUUGAGCUAGGUUCACUUCAAUUAAGACAACCUUUGCAUCAAUGUUGCAUGGUACAAUAAAAAUCCCCCCCCCCCCCCCCCCCCCAUCUAGCAGAAAGCUAGGUCAUGCACCAGAUGCAACUGUGCUUCUUCUCAAUGAUCCUAUCCUCGGUAAAAUACUAUUUCUUGUGUUACUGGAGUUGCCUUGAUUAGUGACUUGAGUUUAGGAAAUGGUUCUGUGUGUUGUGCUGUCAAAAUAAUUGAUCAAGAGGAACUGGCGUAGAUUUAAAUUGGUUUCCUUCUGAUGGUAGGUAGAAGAGUGGAGUGGAAUAGCUUGUAAAAGUGUUUGUUUUUUUGUAAAUAAAAUCAUUCCUUUUUUUUGUCUAAACUAACACAUUAAAGUAAAAUAUUACUUUAAAAGAAUAGUCACUGAUGAAAGGGGGAACCAAAAGGAAAUAAGCUUAAGCAGUUACCGCUGUUUUCUUACAGCACCUACAAUUGUUAUUGAUAGGGAUCAUUUGGCUUCUGUUACAAUAUAAUCUCCCAUUUCCAAUGUUGAUAACAUGCACUGACAAAACAGCUGGGUAUAAGGAGUCCAUACAAGAGUGCCCCCUCCAGAGUAAAUGAGAUUCUCCAUGUAAAUGAGUGCUGGUGUGAAGAGUGUGAGGUUGAGGGAUUGUUACCUCUGUUCAUUGGGAUGUCUUGUCUCUCCCAGGGUCCACCAGAAACCUUGCUGCCAUUGUAUAAUUUUCUAUUAAAGGUGGUGCUCUAAAGAA